AUGUCAGAAGCUCCUCAUACUGGCUUCCACUUCACUUCGCAACGACAUCAGGAUACGUACCCGGCGAUUGAACCGAGCAAGCGAGAUUUCGCCGGCAGAUAUGUGUUCAUCACUGGAGCGUCCAAAGGAAUAGGCUGGGAGACUGCCCUCUCCUACGCAAGUGCUGGUUGUGCAGGUAUCGGAAUCGGCGCCCGAUCUGAUCUUAAGCCUCUCAUCCCCCUCAUCAAAGAAGCGGCAGCCGCUGCAGGCAAGCCGGCGCCAAAGGUUGAAGCUGUUGAAUUAGAUGUGACGGAUGAGGCCAGCGUCUCAGCGGCUGCGAACACGAUAGCGGCGGCCUUCCCGCGCGUGGACAUUCUGAUUAAUAAUGCGGGAUAUCUGGAGAAGCGUAAGAAGAUAGCCGAAAGCGACCCACAUGAAUGGUGGAAGACGUGGAAUGUCAAUGUCAACGGGCCAUAUUUGGUCACUCGAGCAUUUUUGCCACAAAUGCUGUCAAAGGGUGGAGAUAAAAUCAUUGUCAACAUGUCGACUAUGGAUCUGAUGGCAUCUUAA
Messenger RNA from Phaeoacremonium minimum UCRPA7, 549 nucleotides. Its product is annotated as putative short chain dehydrogenase reductase protein. Lineage: Eukaryota; Fungi; Ascomycota; Sordariomycetes; Togniniales; Togniniaceae. The transcript has 3 exons. Gene Ontology annotation, cellular component: membrane. The record is from RefSeq and is a predicted model, not a curated record. Bases 1 to 549 code for a protein of 182 amino acids.